Colletotrichum graminicola M1.001 is the source of this 939-nucleotide messenger RNA. RefSeq names its product PHD-finger domain-containing protein. Gene Ontology annotation, biological process: regulation of transcription by RNA polymerase II. The record is from RefSeq and is a predicted model, not a curated record. The coding region runs from base 1 to 939 and encodes 312 amino acids. NCBI's taxonomy places the organism in Eukaryota, Fungi, Ascomycota, Sordariomycetes, Glomerellales, Glomerellaceae. The transcript has a single exon.
AUGAAGAUGAAGGACCACCGUAACAAAGAGGUUGCCACGAUAGAGGAGUCCUCGCAGGUACGAUCGAGUGAAGACGUAGGAUCCCCAACCGCGAAAGUACUCGAAGUGCAGGAAGAGAAAAUGGCAAGUCGUUCAGCCACCACAACGUCCCGCGUAAAGUCGUCUGCAGCAGCACAGGAUGCCCUGGAAUCGAAAAAGGCCACCACGAGAACGGAUCGUAUCAUCUCUAUGCCCCUGAAAGGCAUCUUGACCCCGUCCAAGCGGGACGGUACGCCAAGGAGAAGCAAGAGCGUCGCCUUUGACUCGUCUAAUGCUCAGGAUACAGAGGAGGUUUUCUUCGAAGAUCUUCCAAUUAAGUCUGCGACCAAAUCCGGCGGAGGUGGGAAGCCACCGCAGAAGCUUGCGAGUACGAAAACAACAGCGAAAAACCCCGUCAAGCCACGAAAAGCGCUUGCAAAGAUGAUCGAGGAAGGGCCGACGGCGGAGGAAACCGAGUCACAAGAAGAGGAACAGGCGGCUGCGGAGAAGUCAGACGAAGACGAGGACGAGGACGUCUGCCUGAUAUGCUCAAAACCGGACUCCAAGGCUGGAAACCAGAUUAUGUUUUGCGAUGGCUGCGAUAAGGCCUACCACCAAAAGUGCUACAAAGUCCCUAAAGUUCCCCGUGGCGACUGGUACUGUAACGAGUGCCUUGACCAAAAACAAUCGCGAGCGGCGGCUGCGGAUGAGGCGGUCAAGAUACCCAACUUCCAGCAGCACUUGAGUAAACUGAAAAGGGUGCUACUGGAUCGUUGUACUGGGCGCAGACGAAUCAAGCUGAUUGACCAGGAUGAUGCCAUGAAGAAAGCACACCAAGUGGUCGAGCAGACGGUAUUAUCGGGAGAAGGGAACUCGAUGCUCAUCAUUGGCGCCAGGGGGGGGCUGUUGUCAGCGUUCUAG